This is a messenger RNA of Stylophora pistillata, 1686 nucleotides long. Its product is annotated as syntenin-1. The record is from RefSeq and is a predicted model, not a curated record. NCBI's taxonomy places the organism in Eukaryota, Metazoa, Cnidaria, Anthozoa, Scleractinia, Pocilloporidae. Gene Ontology annotation, molecular function: protein binding. Gene Ontology annotation, cellular component: plasma membrane; cytoplasm.
AUGUAGCCUAGGUUGAAAUCUCGCUGCAUUUCAGCUUGACUAGGAUCAAACGAAUUCAUUUGACGUUCUAAAUUCCCUGUUAUAAAUAAGAAUCUUUCAAGAUGUCUCUGUAUCCGUCUCUGGAAGAUAUGAAGGUUGAUCACAUGGCUCAAGCACAGGUUCAGCAAGCUCGCCCACAACAGCCUGCGCUUGGUUACCAAGCUCCUGCUCCUAUCCCAGGACCUAGGCCAGGUGGUCCAUCCAGUAGUCUGUAUCCCUCUCUCGAUGACUACAUGGGUCUUGCUGUUUCUGAGGAUGCUGUAAGGCAGCAUGUGCCAGGAUAUAGCACUGCUGGUGCAUUAGUUCCCAGACCUCAAGGAGCUGUUGCCAUUCCUCAGACCAGUGGAAUGGUUGCUCCAGUAACUGGGGACAACAAUCUGGGCAUCCGUCGGGCUGAAAUCAAACAAGGCAUCCGCGAGGUUAUCCUCUGCAAGGAUGGCAGUGGAAAGGUUGGCUUACGCGUGCGGGCUAUCAACAAGGGUGUGUUUGUACAGUAUGUCCAUGCAAACUCUCCUGCUGCCCUGGGUGGGUUAAGAUUUGGUGAUCAGAUUUUGCAGAUUGACGGUGAAACUUUAGCAGGCUAUAGUAGUGACAAAGUGAUGAAGAUCUUGAAGAAUGCUUCUGCGCAGAGAAUUGUGUUUGCUAUCAGAGACAGACCAUUUGAGCGAACAAUUGUUAUGCAGAAGGAUAGUAGUGGCCAUGUAGGAUUUGUGUUUAAAAAUGGUAAAAUAACUCAGAUUGCCAAAGAUACAUCUGCAGCAAGGAAUGGACUGUUGAUAGAACACAAUCUUGUGGAAGUAAAUGGACAAAAUGUGGUUGGACUUAAGGAUAGUGACAUCAAAGCAAUCCUUGAAAAGGCAGGUCAGACUAUCACACUGACAAUUGUACCAACAUUCAUUUUUGAACACAUGGUCAAAUGUAUGGGUGAAGGAUUGAUGAAAAAAAGCAUGGACCACAGUGUUCCUGACUUGUAAAGAAAGUACAUCUCUCUCUGUGGAGGCCUGCAUCUAUGAAGUACAUUAAGUGGAAAAAAUUAACAUUAACUUUUAGCUACCAAAAAAAAAAAAAAAAAAACAAAGAGAAUUCAUGUGAAAAAUAGAGUUUCUUUUAUUUGAUUGUAAGUCUGAAAAGUAAAGCUGGUAGGAAAAGAGCAAGAUUUUUAGCGCAGCAGUAUUCAUUAACUUAAGUGUUAGUGUAACUUGUUACUACACUUGAAAAUCAUUAUUUUAAAAUUGUUUCCAUUAUUUUUUCCCUUUCACUCCCAAUCAGUUUCUUGGAAUUAAUGAAAAAUGUAGUCAAGCAAGACAGCGGAAAAGGGGGACUGAAAAUCCUGCCAGGCCAUUUAUUUGUCUCUACUGUUCUUGAGUCUUGCACACACUAGGGGUUUUCUUUUAAGUAGAUAGCAGAGUUGCAUAUUAAAGGAUCUACUAUAUUAAGCUACUUUACAAACUUUAAAUCUUCUUGUACAACGGAAAUUACAAUCGUAGCCAUUUUGAUUGCGUUAUUGAUGGUGACCCAAGAAGUCACCAGUGGUGUUUUCAUUAAAACUACUUGUUAUGUGUUUAUUAUAGUUAUUGCCCAGUAAUUUGAAAACAUGCAGUUUCUUUCUUCCGUAAAGAAUGUAAAUAAAUGUAAAACCACAGUAAA